Clonostachys rhizophaga is the source of this 2583-nucleotide messenger RNA. The record is from the annotation of a GenBank genome assembly. NCBI's taxonomy places the organism in Eukaryota, Fungi, Ascomycota, Sordariomycetes, Hypocreales, Bionectriaceae.
AUGUCCGCUUCCAGGACGCUUUGCUCAAGAUGCACCUCGCACCUGGUAUCCUCCAUUUCACAGAGGCCUGCUGCCGUAGCCCGGUUAACGACCUUAGUUGAGAGUCAUGAAACCCCCAAGCCAACUGCUACGGUCGCCCGAGGAGCAAACUCGCAGAGGACCCGUAUUUCUCAACCGGACAGGAAGCCGGGAGAGCUAUCACGGCAGAGAAAGCUCCCGCGGAAACAGCCUGUUGAUCAUAUAGCUCUCUUCAACGAGAUAGUCAGCAAAGAUGAUGAAAAUGCGGGUAUCAGCAAGCCAUCCGCCGGGACCGCUCUGGAGAACAAAGCAACGCUUGAAUCCUGGGAGAUCACUGCGAUAAUCAACGACCUGAAAAGGCAGAAAGAGAAGCCUGUGGCGGAGAGGAAUCGAGUGCUGAGAGAAGAAAUCUGGCCUCAUGUUUUUGCUCUCGGGCAGCCAUUGCCAAAGCAGCUCUACCUCCUAACUAAUGAAAUCAUCAACGUGGUUUCGCAUCAGAUGGUUGUCAAACACUACUUCGAUGCCGGGGCAUACACAUCCUUGUUGAGGAUGUCCCUCCUUCUCGGCAGCAGAGAUUUGCGACUCGCGAACAAAAUGAUCGUCGGCCUCUGCACCGUCAUCCAACUGGAGACGGAUUACACCCGGCGCAAUUUGGCGUUGAGUGAAAUGGUUGACCUGUGGAAGAUGGUUUCCCAGAUGGGUCGGCCCAGCCAAAGGAAUCGCGAGCUACGGUUCGUCUUUCCUUCUCCAGAAGAGCUUGUAAAGGAUAUCAAGGCUCUUCAAGAAAAGAAACCCAAAUACAAGCCCACGUCUUUAGCCGUGGACAAUACCACGAAGGCGUUCUCUGCCAUUUUCAACCAACAUGAGAUUACGCGCAUAAAGUCCAUUAUCCCAGCCGUUCUCAGCACAAUGGCCGUCAUGUCAGACUCCACUCUGUUACGGCCAAGACGGCUACAAAUUGCAGCUCCUUUCCUCCAGGUCGUUCAGGUUGCUCUCAAGUAUUGCAAGGUUGAUAAUGCAUAUAUCGACAAGUUCCUUUGCGACAGCAUCGAUACUCCGGCCCAAGAUACCACUCGACUAAGGGUUCUGGCUGGGAAGUCAUGGUCACACAAGGUCCUCGAUUUCCUUAAUAGACCCGACGCAUCUUGGCGGCAAGGCCUCGAAAGUCGAUCAGCGAUCGAUUUACUGGCCAAUUUCCAGAGGCAGGCCCGUCAGGCGCACAAGGCUGAUAAUGUCAGAGCCAUCAUAUCGAUAUGGCAAGAUCUAAUGUCAGCCUCGGAGGACAGACCGAAGCUCAUCAUCCAGAUGCGGGAGAACCCGGACUUUCUCGACUACUGGCACUUUCUUUGGUGCGCGACCCGUCGGCCGGAGAUGCUCCAGGAAACCAGCGACUUGAUGAGCAGAAUCGGGCUUGAGCCGACUCUCAGAACAUACACCGCAAUGAUGAACGGGUGGAAGAUCUCCAAGGAUGCCGAAAAGAUCGAAGCCCUGUGGGCGAUGCUCAUCAAUGCCAAGGUCAAGCUUGACACACAUGCUUGGACUGAGCGCAUCUCUGGGCUCAUCGAGCUUGGCAAGCCAGAGGACGGCAUUGCCGCCCUGGUAAACAUGUUCAAAUUAUGGAAGGAUGCCGUGAGCCGCCGCGCUCCGCACGAGGCCGUCCAGCCUACCAUUGAGGUGUUCAAUGGCGCCUUCCGUGGGCUCAUCAGGCGGGACAAAAAAGCAGCAUAUGAGGUGCUGGAAUGGGCGGGCCGAGAGGGUAUCAAGCCUGAUGUCCGAACAUACAACAUCAUCCUGCGUGAAACCUUCAGGGAAAAGGAGGACCAUGCCGGCGUCCAGAACUUGUUGAAGGGGAUGGCGGCCCAGGGUAUCGAACCUGAUAACGCAACCUUCACCAUUAUUCUCGAGGAGGUACUCGGGUCAUUGGUCCACGCUACGGCAGCCGAACAGGUGGCAGCGGUAAAUACUGUCUUUGCUGACAUCGAAGGCGCCGGCCUGCAAACAAACAUGGAGAUGUACGGAAAGAUGCUCUUCGCCGUCUCGUCACUGUCAAACGGAUCCGAGGAAGCCAUCGAGGCCGUGCAGAAACAUAUGCGUCAGCAUGGACACCCCAGCUUCUCCCCGCACAUGGUUCUGAUCCUCAUCGAUCGCUACCUGCAGCGGGGACUGCACGAUAGCACAGCAAUCCAGAGGCUCCUCGAGAAGCACGGCCUCACUGGCAUCGACACCGGUGACCAGCGCCUCUGGGAACACGUGCUGAGUGCCUUCGCAAUGACCGGAGACACCGCUCGGGCUCUCGCCAUUUAUGAUGAGCUUCGCCAGGCGGGGCGGCCCCCGACUAGGCUAUUCUGUCUCCGUGAUCUGCUCAUAGGACUCAUCGAAGACCGUCGGAUGGACGAUGCUAAGAGAGUUGUGGAUGAGGUGCUUCAGGAGCUGCUCAGCCGAGAGGAAGAGGUUAAUGAACGGAGAUGGCAUCAUUACUUCUGGCAUCUGGCUCACGCGCAUGGUCUGCUCGACAUGACCAAGGAGCCGUUCGCGUUGAAGCGGGUUGUGCAAUAUUCUUACUAG